Molecule: messenger RNA, 4334 nt
Organism: Lampris incognitus (smalleye Pacific opah)
Lineage: Eukaryota; Metazoa; Chordata; Actinopteri; Lampriformes; Lampridae
Gene: dhx16
Product: DEAH (Asp-Glu-Ala-His) box polypeptide 16
Exons: 21
Coding region: 345-3497 (1050 amino acids)
Cellular component (GO): catalytic step 2 spliceosome; intracellular anatomical structure
Molecular function (GO): RNA binding; ATP binding
Source: RefSeq, a predicted model, not a curated record
AAGAAGAAGAAGAAGAAGAAGAAGAAAAUAAGAUGAAGACGACGAAGAAGAAGAGGAGAAGCUCGUUUUCGGCGUCGUACUUCCGCUACAGCGAGCGUGAGCUAGCGUUCGUUACCCGAGCGUGUUUGUGAUAUUUUCGACCUCAAGUUUGUAUGUUUGAAAACAAAAGAAUACGCGACAAAAUGGAGGGCUAUAUAUAGACGUGUAGUUUCCUCUCGGUGGGAGUGUAUGCCACCACUUUAGUUUGUAGUGAAUGUUUAGUUGAGUGAGCUCGGUGAAAGCUAGCGGUAGUCACUGUUGCUAUUCACGGCGUCGUUGCUUCGUCGUUGCGGGCGAGUGGGAACAUGGCGAACCUAGAACAAUGGGUAAAUGACCGUCUCCAUGACAUACUUGGGUUGAGUGACAGAUAUGUGGCCCAGUUUAUGAUUGGUAUAGCACAGAAAUCCUCCGGCUAUCAAGACUUUGUGACCCGUCUCCAGCAGACGGGUACCAUCGACAUUGAUCAGAGUGUGAUUGCCUUUGCUCAUGAGCUCUAUGACAAGGUUCCCCGCAAGCAAGUUGUGGAGAAGCAGGCUCGAGUGACUGAACGGCAAGCCAUUGAGAUGGAGAGGAAGAACCGGACGUACACUCUGGUUGAGGACAGUGAUAGCGAUGGUGAUGCUUUGAAAGAGAAGGAUAGGGGGAAAAAGAAGAACAAGGGCCAAAACCGAGGUAACAAGAGGAAGCACAUCAGACAGAAAAAGGAAAGUGAGUCAUCAAGUGAAGAGGAACAGCCCAAAAGGGGUAAUUCAGGCCAAGGCAACCAGAGGUCAGUGGAGGAAGAGGAGGAGUGGGAGAGAGAGGAGCGAGAGCGGCUGCAGGAUAUUGAGGAGAGAGAUGCUUUUGCUGAGCGAGUAAAACAGAAAGACAAAGAAAAGACCCGUAACAUAGCAGAGAGGACAGACAAAAAGGCAUACGAGGAGGCUCAGAAGAGGCUGAAGAUGGCUGAGGAAGAUCAGAGGAAAAUGCUGCCAGAGUUGAGGAAGCGCUCACGCUGGGACUACCUGCAGAAGAGGGAGGCAGAGAAGCUGGAGGACCUGGAGGCGGAGAUUGCGGAUGAUGAGUACCUGUUCUCCACAGACGAGCUGACUGAAAGGGAGAGGAAGGACUUGGAUUACAAACGCACCCUCCGUGACCUGGCCCGGGAAUACAAGAAGGCUGGUGCCAAGGAGGCAGACGAGAGGAAGAACCGAUACUACAUGCCGGAGGAGAAGAGGAGCAAGGAGGUGCCUCAAAGGGACCUGGAGCUGGAGCAGACCCCCAUGGAGCUGGGAGGGGAGCAGGGCCGCUGGGAGGAGGAGAGGCUGAAGACGGCCUCGCUCAGCUUUGGGGCCAAGCAGGAGAGGGAGCGAUGGAUGAAGGAGGAAAAGGACAAGUACCAGCUUAUCCUGGAGGAGGAUGAGAUGAUCAACUUUGUCAGCAGUGCCGUCACCAUGAAGGGAACCCUGUCAGAAAAGGAGCAAGAAGCCAGGGCCCUUUCACAGGCGGAGCUCAAGAAACAGUCGAUUCAGGAGGUGAGGCGCAGUCUGCCAGUCUUCCCCUACAGAGAAGACCUCCUGGCUGCCAUCCAUGAGCACCAGAUCCUGGUCAUUGAGGGGGAGACGGGCUCUGGAAAGACCACACAGAUCCCACAGUAUCUCAUGGAGGAUGGCUACACAAAAGGUGGCAUGAAGAUUGGGUGUACGCAGCCUCGCAGAGUGGCAGCCAUGUCCGUGGCAGCCCGAGUGGCGGAGGAGAUGGGCGUAAAGCUGGGGAAUGAGGUUGGCUACAGCAUCCGUUUUGAGGACUGUACAUCAGAAAGGACGGCGCUGAAGUACAUGACGGACGGCAUGCUCCUGAGAGAGUUUCUCACCGAGCCUGACCUGGCCAGCUACAGUGUGAUCAUCAUAGACGAGGCCCAUGAACGCACGCUCCACACAGACAUCCUCUUUGGUCUAAUUAAGGACAUAGCCCGGUUCAGACCAGAUCUGAAGGUGCUGGUGGCCAGUGCCACUCUGGACACGGAGCGCUUCUCAUGUUUCUUUGAUGAUGCGCCCGUCUUCCGGAUUCCUGGCAGGAGGUUCCCAGUUGAUAUUUACUACACUAAGGCUCCAGAGGCAGACUACCUGGAGGCGUGUGUGGUGUCCGUGCUACAAAUCCAUGUCACCCAGCCCCCUGGAGACAUCCUUGUCUUCCUCACCGGACAGGAGGAGAUUGAAGCAUGCUGUGAACUGCUUCAGGAGAGAUGCAGGCGCCUGGGAUCAAAGAUCUCCGAGCUUUUGGUGCUGCCCAUUUAUGCCAACCUACCCUCUGAUAUGCAGGCCAAGAUCUUCAACCCCACUCCCCCCGGGGCCCGCAAGGUGGUGGUGGCCACUAACAUAGCAGAGACCUCCCUGACCAUAGACGGCAUCAUCUACGUCAUUGACCCUGGCUUCUGCAAACAGAAGAGUUACAAUGCCCGCACGGGCAUGGAGUCGCUCAUCGUAACGCCCUGCUCCCGGGCCUCAGCCAAUCAGAGAGCAGGCCGUGCAGGCAGAGUGGCUGCUGGGAAAUGUUUCAGGCUGUACACAGCUUGGGCCUUUAAGCAUGAGAUGGAGGAGACCUCUGUGCCUGAGAUCCAAAGAACCAACCUGGGAAAUGUAGUCCUACUGCUGAAGAGUCUGGGCAUCAAUGAUCUCAUUCACUUUGACUUCAUGGAUCCUCCCCCACAUGAGACUUUGGUGUUGGCUCUUGAGCAGCUGUAUGCCCUGGGAGCGCUGAACCACCUUGGAGAGCUGACCAAGCUAGGUCGCAGAAUGGCGGAGCUGCCGGUGGAUCCCAUGCUGAGCAAAAUGAUCCUGGCCUCCGAACAGUAUAAAUGUUCGGAGGAGGUGCUGACCAUAGCGGCCAUGCUUUCGGUAAACAACUCCAUCUUUUACCGACCCAAAGACAAGGUGGUGCAUGCUGACAAUGCCAGAAUGAACUUUGUGGUGCCAGGUGGAGACCAUCUUGUGCUCCUCAAUGUCUACACACAGUGGAUGGAGAGUGGGUACUCAACCCAGUGGUGCUAUGAGAACUUCAUCCAGUUCCGCUCCAUGAAGAGGGCCCGGGAUGUCAGGGAGCAGCUGGAGGGCCUGAUGGACCGCAUCGAGGUGGAAGUGGUCAGCUCUCAGGGAGAAAGCAUGCCCAUCCGCAAAGCAGUGACUGCCGGCUAUUUUUACCACACAGCACGGCUAAGCAAAGGGGGCUACAAGACGGUGAAGCACCAGCAGACAGUCUACGUCCACCCCAACAGCUCUUUGUUUGAGGAACAACCUCGCUGGCUCAUAUACCACGAGCUGGUCUUCACUACCAAGGAGUUCAUGAGACAGGUGAUUGAAAUAGACAGCGGCUGGCUGCUGGAGGUUGCUCCUCACUACUACAAAAGCAAGGAGCUGGAUGACGGGAGUAGCAAGAAGAUGCCCAGGAAGCAGGGCAAGACCAAAGAGGAACUGGGCUGAGGCGACAGAUGGUGUUUAAAAUGGCAAAAAAGGCGCAUAAACAGGGGAUCCCAACCCUGGCAUUCAGGGCUCCUACACAAGCCUGAACCCUCGCUGUAGGGAACAUUUAGCUUUUUUAUUUCUGGCCCUGAGAAAGAUUUUUGGAAUUGCAGAAGAAGUCAAAAGGUUUUGGAAAAACAUUACCCUUCAGUGAAAUAGAUAUACACAGUAUAUCCUACACUACUGUCCCCUCACGUGUUGGGGUGUUAGUGUUGAAAAUAGUUCAGGGUUAUAUAAUACAGGUGACAUAGUUGAUAGUAAUAUUGUCCAUUCAAAACAUUGACCUGACUGAGUAAUUAUUAACCACACAAGCUAUUCAGGUCUGUGUGGGAUUUUUCAAGGAAAUAUUCGUAGGAAGCCUGCACACACACACACACAACUUGGCAAGUCACACGAGCAGCUGAGCGAUGUGUCCAGGAGGAAGUGGAUAGACGCCUCAUCCAGGCUGGCUAACUGGUAAAUCCCCUAUACGAGCUGGGGCCACAACAAGGAAAGGUUAAUGCGCUGGGAUUUGCGUCUCAAGCUUGCGUGGGGCCCCAUCGAGCAGCAAGAGGAGGACUUGCUGGGUGGGUUUUUCUGCUCAUUAGGAAAACAUGAGGCAGACGGUUUGUUUUUCAGGUGUUGUUUGCUUACGCUAAGUGAGAAAUUGUUCCAUAUUUUGUGGUAAUGUGAAAGCAUUCAUUGCACACAUGCAAAAGAGACUCACCCACAGUGAAUAAUGUCCACACAAUGUGUAUGACUCGAGUGUGGCCUCCUAUCUUUAUUUUUCUACAAUAAACUUUUCCAGCUCUUGUUUUC